GAGAGAGAGAGAGAGAGAGAGAAGCGGCGUCAUAUAUACAAAAAAUGUAUAUUUUGCUACUAAUAUCCUUUGAAGUAGGGAUACAUGGAUAAAGCCACAACACAUAUCUUCCAGUAGCUAUAUAUAACAGUAACAGUAAUGGUAUUAAUAAUGUCCUUCAAGCAAUCAUGAGAUCAACAUCUAUUUGACAAUUCCAGAGAGAUAUGGCAACUUCAUUAGCGUACGAAACAUCUUCGGAAGUAAGACCAGCUGCAAAUUACAAUAGUUUUUUCCAUCCGAAUCUUUGCCAUGUUUGCAAAGUACCGACUUAUAAUUUGCUAGAAUGUAGUGCGUGCCACAUGAUCUAUUAUUGCAGCAACUACCAUAUGACGCUGCAUGAAACAGAGCACGCAGAAAUCUGUAUCGCAAUAGUAAUACUACGUUUGGUGCGAGGAGAAAGGACAAUAGAUUUUCAUGCUAAAACGCCGAUGGAAUGGGUCAAAUUCAAGAACCAAAACAUAAAAGAUAUCAGGACAGUGCUAGAGCGCGAUUUGAAGCCGUACGAAAAGCAAAUGUUUUUGUUCCCUAAAUCGUGUUUCAUUUGUUACACACAGGAGAACCUGCUUCCUCCUUGCAAAACAUGCCUAUACGUCAACACGUGCAACAAGCACGGUUCACGUCGCAUAAAUCAUAAUUGCAUAUUUUUGAGGCAGAGUUACGAACUGGAUUUCGAACAUAUGUGGCCUGAUGAGGAGAGAAAGAAGAGAAUUUUUGAAAAGAGCGUAAAAUGUAACAUAAGAGCUUGUCCAGACAUUAAAACUUUUAUUAGAGAAAAUAUAGAAAAUGGGUCGAUAUGUACAUCUCGAUAUUUGUGCGAAGCUUUCAUUUACCUGUCUGAGGAUUUAUCUGGACCGCUGUCACUGAUAUAUGCCAUGAACAGAGCAGGUAUAUACAGAAUUUCAUCGAACAAAUCCUAUGUUAUUCAUAUCCUAAUCGAAACACCUAUGGACAAGCGCAAUGUAUAUGCUUGGGAACUCUUGCUUCAUCAAUUUUGUAGAAUUCAAUCGUUAUCAAUUGAAGCGAUAGGAAGAGGAUUGCUAACUAAAAAAUAUACACUACAUUAUAAUAGAAACUGUAAAUCCGACCAACGAAAAAUUCAUUAUAGAAGUCAUAACAUGACUUAUUGCGAGUAUGCGAACGCAAGAAAAUUAUAUAAGUUACCAAACGUGAUUGUAGUAUUUAACGUGGACUUGACUUGUAACAAUGACAUAAGAGCACUUCAAUAUCACUGUUGUCCGUUACUUAUGUUGGCUCAGACGAGAAAGAGGGCUGAUAAUAAUAUAAUACAAAUAUAUCAGGUAUUGAGUAAUAUGGAAACCUCUCCGGUGUUCCCGGAUCUUUAUAUUUAUGAAUUGAAUAAGUUUCCGUCGCUUAGGCCAUGCAGAGAUUAUAUGACUGGAUCUGCAAUGUUCCCCAGCAGGUAUUUAAUAUACUAUAAGGACUUAGAGGGAAAAGAGAGUAACAGUAGUAACAGUAGUAACAGUUCUUACGGAUAAUUGUAUGUAUCGUUACUUUAGUAAGACAAUUGUAUAUGAUAUAUUCAGCAUUUUUUCACGUGUUCCGAAUAUUUUAACGAAGCAUGAUUUUGAAAAACAUCAAUACUAAUAGUUUUUUUCUUGAAUGUUAUCGUUUCUGUGUAAGCAAACCAGAAACGAACAUUGGUAUUAGUAAAUAAUUGUAUCGUUACUCUAUUUGCAUCUUUAGAAUCAUAUAUGUAAGAUAGGUUAUUGCACAUUUUUAUUGGUUAUUUUACGCGGACAAGUAGUUUUUGCCGAAAGGACAUUAUAUAUUUCUUAUAUAUUACAAGUUACGUAGUCCUUUUAUUACAUUUUAAGGCAUCUACUAUAAAAGUCCCAUUAUAAAGUGACAUCUUAUAUAUCUACUAAAUAUCUAUAUAUUUAUUAAAUUUGAUAUCGUACUAAAAAAUAUUAGAUGAAAUUUGGAAGAGUUUCAAAGGAAUCAUACGUAAAAAUACUAUUGGCUUGACCUUAGGGUGGGCGCACUAUUUCAAAAUCAAUAUAAAUUUUUUAAUUAAAUUUAUUUGGUCUUUUAACACAAAUUAUCCCCAGAGUAAUUCUGCGUAUAAAAGUACUGAAAUAAAAUAAUCAUAAAGUGAAUACUUUCCGAGAUAUUUUACAUGUUUUAUAUAUUUUUAUCUUGAUACUUUUCAGAAUAAUGUAUAAAAUAUCUCGUAAAAUAUUUACUUUUCAACAAUCUCAAUUUAAUGCUAUUGUAUGAUGAAUAAAAUUAGUUAUUGUAAAAAAUAAAUAAAUCUUAAAACAAAUUGUA
Odontomachus brunneus is the source of this 2328-nucleotide messenger RNA. RefSeq lists its product as uncharacterized. The record is from RefSeq and is a predicted model, not a curated record. NCBI's taxonomy places the organism in Eukaryota, Metazoa, Arthropoda, Insecta, Hymenoptera, Formicidae. The transcript is spliced from 3 exons. Bases 204 to 1535 code for a protein of 443 amino acids.